Penicillium antarcticum is the source of this 1227-nucleotide messenger RNA. Its product is annotated as FluC/FEX family fluoride channel. The transcript has a single exon. Gene Ontology annotation, molecular function: fluoride transmembrane transporter activity. Lineage: Eukaryota; Fungi; Ascomycota; Eurotiomycetes; Eurotiales; Aspergillaceae. Gene Ontology annotation, cellular component: membrane. Bases 1 to 1227 code for a protein of 408 amino acids. The record is from RefSeq and is a predicted model, not a curated record. Gene Ontology annotation, biological process: fluoride transmembrane transport.
AUGCCACAAACUGACCUCCCAGAGGUCGGUAACCCACUACAAACAACGUCUCAACUUGAACCCCAACCUACAAACCCAACUCAACAAUGGCAUCCCCCCGAACACGCGCCCGAGCUCGCAUCUGCACCCCUCUCUAAACACGCAACCCACCUCUACGCCGUCUCCUACCUAAUAUUCUUCUCAUUACUGGGUACACUAGCCCGCCUCGGCCUCCAAGCCUUAACAUUCUACACGGGCGCGCCCGUCGUCACCGGCGUACUAUGGGCGAACGUAGGCGGCAGCCUGGUAAUGGGCUUCCUAACCGAAGACAAGAAUUUGUUUUUGGAGGAAUGGGGCGAGAAGCCAGUGCAACACGAUAAAGACGCACCACAAGAUGUGCAAGCUGUCGAAGCCAGCGUGAAGAGACAUAAAGCCGUCAAGAAGACUAUUCCGCUGUAUAUCGGCCUGACGACUGGCUUCUGUGGCUGCUUUACGUCCUUCUCGUCGUUUAUCCGGGAUGUGUUUCUUGCACUUGCUAAUGCCCUGCCGGAUCCGUCGCUGCCGGCUGGAUCGGCUAUUGCGUCGCGAAAUGGCGGAUAUAGCUUCAUGGCGCUGGUUGCCGUUGUUCUGUUGACGGUAUCGCUGAGUAUCUCAGCGCUGAUCUUCGGCGCGCACGUUGCUCUCGCAUUGACGCGCUUUACCCCUACUGUUCCAUUCAAGUUCACGCGACGUGUUCUAGACCGUGUGUUUGUUGUUUUGGCAUGGGGCUGCUGGCUAGGCGCGGUCUUUCUGGCGAUUUGGCCGCCAGAUCGACACGAUGGGCCGGAUGCCUGGCGUGGUCGAGCUGUGUUUGCACUCGUCUUCGCGCCACUUGGAUGUCUGCUGAGGUUUUAUGUCUCGUUGUAUCUCAAUAGCCGUAUUCCUACGUUCCCACUUGGUACGUUUACGGUUAAUAUCUUUGGAACUGUUAUCGAGGGCAUUUGCUAUGAUCUUCAGCAUGUCAAUGGCCUUGGGGCUAUGGUUCCUGCUGCUUUGACUGGGUGUCAGGUGCUGCAGGGUGUUAUGGAUGGGUUUUGCGGGAGUACGACAACUGUUAGUACUUGGGUUUCUGAGUUGGAUGGUCUGUCUCGUCGUCGAUUUUCUUAUCUUUAUGGCUUCACUAGUGUGGCUGUUGCCCUUGGGUUCUUGGUUGUUAUCAUGGGUUCUUUGCUGUGGACUCGUGGGUUUGAUGAUCCUGUCUGUGGGUGA